GCAUUGCUCGUACGGUCGUCAUUAUUCCCUAAAACAUUGAAAUCCAAACCCAUAUCCAAAUAAAAUAUAUAAAUUCGUUUUCUUUUUGCGGAAUUUUUAUUUCAGUUCCCAAAAUUUUCUGCAUUAUCGUCAUCACCCGUAGAGGAUUUCGAGGAGCUAUCAACUGGCCAACAAAGAACAAUACCAAGUCCUCCUUCAUCCCUAACCAUUUGAUUGCUUGGGCCUUGGAGAAGCAGAAACAAAUUACUUAAUGGCUCCCACAUUCGGCAAAUGUUUCACGUUCUGCUGUGCAAAGACCUCUCCCGAAGGAGACGAAAUGGCCACGGAAUCUUACGAAGCCGCCAUCAAAGGACUUAAUGAUCUUCUCAGUAAGAAAACAGAUCUGGGGAACGUCGCCGCGGAGAAGAUCAAAGUGUUGACGCAGGAGCUCAAGGAGCUUGAUUCCUCCAACAACGACGCCGUUGAACGAAUCAAAUCCGGUUUCACCCACUUCAAAACCGAAAAAUACUUGAAGAAUGAUGCACUGUUCAGUGAUCUCGCCAAGGGUCAGAGCCCAAAGUUUCUGGUAUUCGCUUGUUCGGAUUCUCGAGUUUGUCCAUCUCACAUUUUGAAUUUCCAACCUGGUGAGGCCUUUGUCGUCAGAAACAUUGCUAACAUGGUUCCACCUUUCGACCAGAAGAGACAUUCUGGAGUUGGUGCCGCCGUUGAAUACGCAGUUGUACAUCUCAAGGUGGAGAACAUUGUGGUGAUAGGCCAUAGCUGUUGUGGUGGUAUCAAGGGACUCAUGUCCAUUGAAGAUGAUGCUGCACCAACUCAGAGUGACUUCAUAGAGAACUGGGUGAAGAUAGGUGCACCAGCAAGGAACAAGAUCAAGGAAGAAAAUCAAGACCUAAGCUACGACGAUCAAUGCAACAAGUGUGAGAAGGAAGCUGUGAAUGUGUCGCUUGGGAACUUGCUUUCGUACCCAUUUGUGAGAGCUGCAGUAGUGAAGAACACACUUGCUAUAAGAGGAGCUCACUACAAUUUCGUCAAAGGAACAUUUGAUCUUUGGGAGCUCGAUUUCAAGACCACCCCUGCUUAUGCCUUCUCUUGAACAUAAUACUCUUUGCAAUUUUUUCUCGCAAAAAGCCUUUGACUCGUCUUCCUUUUCCUCUUUCUCAUGUUGAUUCUGGUCUCAACUUCUUUCAACUUUUGCUGCUUCUGUUUCGAAAAGAUGUAAACAAUAAUACUAUGAACAACAUUUGAAUCUUUUUUUUAAUUCCAAUCAAGAAAUACCCAUAAUAUGGGGUUUAUGUA
This is a messenger RNA of Brassica rapa (field mustard), 1296 nucleotides long. Its product is annotated as beta carbonic anhydrase 3. The record is from RefSeq and is a predicted model, not a curated record. Gene Ontology annotation, molecular function: carbonate dehydratase activity; zinc ion binding. NCBI's taxonomy places the organism in Eukaryota, Viridiplantae, Streptophyta, Magnoliopsida, Brassicales, Brassicaceae. Gene Ontology annotation, biological process: carbon utilization.